CUUUUGCGGAGCCUUUUGCGGGCCAUGACCCGCUGGGCCCGGCGCAGCGCCCCGCCCGGGGCCCGGGCUCUGUCCGCCACCCCUUGGGAGCAGCUGGCGCCGGGCGCGCAGCCGGAGCCGCCGCCGCCAGCCCGGAGACGGAGGAGGAAGGAGUACGAGAACCAGGACGUGAACGGGUUCGCGGCACACCGCGGGGAGCAGCAGCAGCAGCAGCAGGAGGAGGAGGAGGAGGCGCGGAGGAAGGACAGGCGGCGGGAGAGCAGGAGGCUGAGGAGGCAGGAGAGGAAGAAGAACGCCAUGGUGUGUUUCCACUGCAGAGAGCCUGGCCACGGCGUGGCUGAUUGUCCUGCAGUGCUGGAGAGCCAGGACAUGGGGACGGGGAUUUGCUACCGCUGCGGAUCCACGGAGCACGACCUCAGCCAGUGCAGAGCCAAGGUGGAUCCAGCUGCUGGGCCAUUUCCAUAUGCAAAGUGUUUCAUCUGUGGUGAGAUGGGACAUCUGUCGAGGUCGUGUCCGGAUAAUCCCAAGGGGUUGUAUGCUGAAGGUGGGGGCUGCAGGCUGUGUGGCUCUGUGGAGCACUUCAAAAAGGACUGCCCGGAGAAGCAGAACGCAGAUUGGAUCUGGGCCAAGGGUAUAAAAGUAGCAUACUGUGCCCCUACUAACUCGGAUGAAGAAGAGCUGAGACCCUUCACAGACCCUCCAAUAAAGCCAUACUCGUGGAACAGUCGGCGUCUUCGGCUCCUCCUGUCUCUACCGUCUGUUGGAGCCUUAAGCCAAGGGAAAAGCUACCUAGCUGUCCUGGGGUGACAUUAUGAUGCUUGUAUCCCCAUUCAUCUGUUCUGUGCCUUUAAGACCGGCUCUGAAGAGUGGAAGUUUUGUUUGGGUUUCUCUUAUCAGGGACACAGAGACGGGCAGUACAUAGGGCUGUUUUGUCGUCUUGCUUUUCAGCUUGCUGCUUUGCUUGCUUGCUUUUCUGCUCUUGCUUCUGCUCUCGCUUUUGCUUCUGCUUAUUAGCUAGUUUAGCUAAACAGUCCAAAUUCCUUCCUGGACUGUUUCUCCUCCUCUCCUGUUUCUGUGACCAUCUCGAGCCUGCUCUGGACUGGGACUGAGAACACUGAGGAUUCACACCAUUUGGCUGCAGCAGCUACCCCAGCACCAGAGGGACUGAGAACAGAGCAACCACCCCCGAAAGAGACUUUCUGAUUUUGUCACCUUUCUCAGAGCAGUGUCAGCUGGUAUUGUUCAUUUUGUGUGCUGGGGGGUGCUGUGCCUGAAAUAAACAAGUUCUUUCCACCUCUCUCCAAGGAAUUUUUUCCCGAACCGGUUGGGGGGAGGGGCCGUGUGGGUUUUGCUUUCUGGAGGGGCCCUCCUUUGCAGAUUCUUUAACAAAUUUGCCCUAAACCAGGACAAAAUAUUGGCGCCCAACGUGGAGCUCGAGAGAGAGUGGAAAAACCCUGUUUUGACUGCAUUUUGGUUGCUAUUACUCUGUGUUCAUUUAAAUCAGCUAAUAGCCAUGCUUUUUGAAUUCAUAAUGUCUAUUGGGGUGAAGGUUUGCAUGCAUUUCUGGUCCCUAGGGUUUUUUGAGAUUUUAAUACCUCUCUGGUCCCUAGGUUUAUUUUCUUAUCCAGAAAUAGCUUUAGUAUUGUCCCUCAUACGUAGCUUUUACAUCAGAGGAGUAGCUAUCCUGCUGGGCUUGGUGGCAAUGAUGUGCAAGAAGUUUAUAAACAUGCAAGGGUCUGCUCCAGGUAUGAAUGGUUCAUGGCUAUGAUUAUGCAUCCAGUUUGUUGCAGGAGGAGCAGGAGGGAAUGAGGUUUUUCAGCCUCUGCUUUCCUUCUUCUCCUAUGAAUCAGUUGCAUCACUAGUGAAGGAUGUUCAGUUUCCCCUCAAUGUUAAAGAAACCAUCUUUCUGGUAUUCAAUCUGGUAACCUUCCUCUAUACAGCCUGCUGCUUCUCUAGAAUGAGGGCUGAGAUUUCUAGACGGGCUGAUGAGACCUCUGCCUCAGGAGUAAACCCCGGUGUGGAAAAUCCUAAGUGGUGUGGGAAAUGGGAGGAUAUGGGCCAAAUCCUGAAGGAGUCCAGGCUGCCUCGGAGGUAAUAGGCACUGAAGCACAACUCCUCCUGGCAUCCCGACUACCGGUGCUGGGGUGGAUGUUCAAAGGCAAGGUUCCUUCCACUCACCAUGCCACCAGUGCUACAUGGAGCAAAUGGAUUGCUCUCAUCACUCAGCGCGCAUGUAUAGGUAAACUGAAUCGCCCUGGGAUUUUGGAGGUCAUUACAAAUUGGCCCGAAGGUGAGAAUUUUGGUGUCACAGAUGAAGAGGAACAAGAAUCGGUGACACGUGCUGAAGAGGCUCCUCCCUAUAACCAACUGCCACCAGAGGAAACACGCUACGCUCUUUUCACUGACGGUUCCUGUCGCAUCGUAGGGAUGAACCGGAAGUGGAAAGCAGCCGUAUGGAGCCCCACAUGACAGGUUGCACAAGCUACUGAAGGAGAAGGUGGAUCAAGCCAACUUGCUGAACUCAAAGCUGUUCAACUGGCCCUGGACAUUGCUGAGAAAGAGAAGUGGCCAAAGCUCUACCUCUACACUGAUUCAUCGAUGGUAGCCAAUGCUCUGUGGGGAUGGCUGGAGAGGUGGAAAAAGGCUAACUGGCAACGUAGAGGGAAACCAAUUUGGGCUGCUGAUGAGUGGAAAGACAUUGCUACCAGGGUAGGGAGGCUACCUGUGUGUGUACUAGAUAGGGUCAGGCGCUCGGAAAAUCUCGUGAUGUCACGGAAAGCAGCAGGAUUCCUCUCCCCCUGUAGUGAGAGUCCUAUGUAUUGGAUAGGUGGGUCCUGUUGCUCUGGAUGAGCUACAGCUGCGGGGUCCUUGGUUGGGUAGCAGCUGUAGCUCAUGAAGGCCACUGGGAUAAAAGGGGGUGGGUCGAGAGCCCAGGAGGAGCCCCUGUGAAGCCAUGAGGAACUGCACAGCAGAGAAGAGCUACAUAGUAGAAAACCAGCUAGAAGGUAUGGACUUUAAGAAUAUCAUAACAAGAGUAUGUGACUCGAGAAAUAUGAAAUACAAUAAGAUAACAACAACAAUUGGUGACCCUGACAUGAUGGAAGUAUGCAGCCUGAAGAGCUGUGGAGAUGGAAGUAUGCAGCCUGAAGAGCUGUGGAAGAUAGGACAGCCUGAGAGCUGUAGCAGCCUGAAGAGCUGUGGAAGAUUGUGUGUAUUGUACUUGUGCGGUGUAUGAGGCCUUUGAGUCGUGGGGUAAAACACGUAUUGUAAAGGAAAUGAAUAUAUUGUACUUGAAUAUCUAUAUUGUAUUUGAAUACAUCUGUUAGUAACAGAAAAAGGGGGAAAUGUAGUGAGAGUCCUAUGUAUUGGAUAGGUGGGUCCUGUUGCUCUGGAUGAGCUACAGCUGCGGGGUCCUUGGUUGGGUAGCAGCUGUAGAUCAUGAAGGCCACUGGGAUAAAAGGGGUGGGUCGAGAGCCCUGGUGGAGCCCCUGUGAAGCCAUGAGGAACUGUACAGCAGAGAAGAGCUACAUGGUAGAAAACCAGCUAGAAGGUAUGGACUUUAAGAAUAUCAUAACAAGAGUAUGGGACUCGAGAAAUAUGAAAUACAAUAAGAUAACAACAACAAUUGGUGACCCCGACGUGAUGGAGGUAUGCAGCCUGAAGAGCUGUGGAAAAUAGGACAGCCUGAGAGCUGUAGCAGCCUGAAGAGCUGUGGAAGAUUGUGUGUAUUGUACUUGUGCGGUGUAUGAGGCCUUUGAGUCGUGGGGUAAAACAUGUAUUGUAAAGGAAAUGAAUAUAUUGUACUUGAACAUCUAUAUUGUAUUUGAAUACAUCUGUUAGUAAUAGAAAAAGGGGGAAAUUGUAGUGAGAGUCCUAUGUAUUGGAUAGGUGGGUCCUGGUUGCUCUGGAUGAGCUACAGCUGUGGGGUCCUUGGUUGGGCAGCAGCUGUAGCUCAUGCAACUGGGAUAAAAGGGGUGGGUCGAGAGCCCUGGUGGAGCCCCUAUGAAGCCAUGAGGAACUGCACAGCAGAGAGGAGCAGCAUGGUAGAAAACCAGCUAGAAGGUAUGGACUUUAAGAAUAUCAUAACAAGAGUAUGGGACUCGAGAAAUAUGAAAUACAAUAAGAUAACAACAACAUCCCCCUAAUGCCUAGUGAUAAGGGAUCAGCCAAGAAUGUAGACCCUCCUAACAUUAGUAACUUUCGACUCCUUAUUAACCAAUUACAGUAAGGUAAGACCCCCUGACGUAGAGAAAAACCUUCCCGAGUAUAAAACCCGACGAGACGGGACAAUAAAGGCCUUUGAACCGUC
This is a messenger RNA of Melospiza georgiana, 4309 nucleotides long. RefSeq names its product zinc finger CCHC domain-containing protein 9-like. NCBI's taxonomy places the organism in Eukaryota, Metazoa, Chordata, Aves, Passeriformes, Passerellidae. The record is from RefSeq and is a predicted model, not a curated record. Bases 25 to 807 code for a protein of 260 amino acids. The transcript is spliced from 5 exons. Gene Ontology annotation, molecular function: zinc ion binding; nucleic acid binding.